UCUCAGUGCGCUGUUGUCGCUGCGGUGGGCGCUUCGCUGGCCUUUUCUCUUUUUGGCCUAGGCAUUUUCGAAAACACCUUUUCGCUGCUCGUUUUUUUUCGUGUGCUUUCUUGUAAUUUAAUAAUGUGUGGUGUGUGCGCGUGCUAGUGGUUUUUCCUGUUAUUGGAAAAUAGGAAACUGUCGAAAAUAAAUUCGGGGGUGGUGCGGGCGGAGCAGGGAGCGCAGGCGGGCGCUGAAAGUGGCCGGGUGGCCUGAUGUCCCGACGUCCGAGUGUCCUGGCCAUGAAUCGAGCCACGAAUCAACAAAUUAGGGGUUGUCCUGGUCGCGCGCGAGUGCCCGAUGUGUGUGUGUGUGUGUGUGUGCUCGGCUACACAGGGACAAUUCGGGGAUUCCUUGAGGGGAAUUUUGAAUGUUAUUCUAAGUAAACACAAUAUUUACAUCCUUUUUUCUUCUGUGCGCAUGGUGUGUGUGUGUGGAAUCACCUGAUGGCGAAAGCAUGACCUAAUUCCGCCCAGCAUCUUGGCCAGCCCAGCCAGGACCAGAACCUGGGCCAGAGCCGCGCUUAGAAAACCACCCCCGCAGCCUUAACCCUCGCCCGCCGAAAGUCUCACCCGUAACCCUUGGCCAGCACUUGCCUGGCUUCCUGCUUCCGCAUUCUAAUUAGCUUGCAAUCAUCUGACAAUUUGAUUGCCAGCCGUCUUGACGAACCCCUCCUCCGCCUUCCCAUUGCAGCGCCUCCCGGCCCGCUCCGCCACGCCCCUAGCCCGUCCGCCCACUAGUCGGCCCAUCUGCCAGCCUGCCAGCAGAAUGGAGCAGCUGUGCUACCUGGCGCUGAGCGUCCUGCUGGCCAUCGUCGUGCUGUACGGGCUCCUGGAGCUCCACUACUUCCUGCGCAUGUGCCUCUGCGUUGUGCUGGCCCGGUUUGUGAAGAGGCGCUGCCACAUCCUGGACGCCACCACGGUCAACGGACUCUGCCUCACCAACGAUGUGGACACGCUGCUGUACCACAUGAACAACGCGCGUUACUUCCGCGAGCUGGACUUCGCCCGCGUGGACUUCUACGAGCGGACCAAUCUGUACCGCACCAUCACCGGCAUGGGCGGAUCCGUUUUUCAGGGGGCGGCCACCAUCCGCUACCGCCGCUUCAUACGCCCCUUCCACCGGUUCAACAUUGUGUCGCGGAUUAUUUACUGGGACGAGCAGUCGCUGUUCAUGGAGCACCGCUUCGUGCGUCCGUCGGACAAGUUUGUGCACUGCAUCGCCAUCUGCCGGCAGCGGGUCAUCGACGUCUCCAUGGAGGCGGUCAUGGCGGAACUCCUGCCCAGGACCUCCUCCAACGGAUUCCGGGCGACGGCGUCGCCCUCGCUGGCUGCGCCGUCGUCGUCGGCGGCGGCGGCGGCUGGCGGCAUUAGCAAUCCGGCGAUGGACACUUCCCUGGCGGAGAAUGGGCACGGGACGAACGGAGGAGGUGCGAGUGCCGUUGCCGGCGCCGGUGCCACGCCGGCGACUGCGGCGCACUGCCUCAAGUUGAAGCCCUCGCUGCCGCCGGAGCUGUCCAAGUGGAUCGAGUACAACGACAUGUCCAGCAAGAACCUGCGCAGCGGCUGCUGACUGGGGUCGAUGGAGUCGCCAAGAGCGGAAGCGCAUGCGCAACCGGAAACGGAUACUCUAAUAUUAACCUAUUUUUUGUCCCGCGUGCUUGUGUGUGUGUGCUAGUGUGUGCUAAUGUUUAAUGUCUAAGUGUGCCCGUGGAAUGUGUAAAUUGUAAGCUAUGUAAGUGUCUGGAAAACACAUAAACAACACAUAAACCCGCCCUCUUUUGGCCUUAACUAAUUGUAUAUGUAAUUACCUAGAGAUCAGCCACGCCCCUGAACAAACAAAAAACACAGCCCCUUGGUAGUCCACAGUAUGUAAGUUACGAUGUACAAUGAUUGUUUAGUAAAACGAACAAAGUAAUGCGAAAAAGAUGAAACCAAA
Messenger RNA from Drosophila biarmipes, 1977 nucleotides. RefSeq names its product protein THEM6. The record is from RefSeq and is a predicted model, not a curated record. The transcript has 3 exons. The coding region runs from base 808 to 1611 and encodes 267 amino acids. Lineage: Eukaryota; Metazoa; Arthropoda; Insecta; Diptera; Drosophilidae.